Drechmeria coniospora is the source of this 2568-nucleotide messenger RNA. RefSeq lists its product as uncharacterized. Lineage: Eukaryota; Fungi; Ascomycota; Sordariomycetes; Hypocreales; Ophiocordycipitaceae. Gene Ontology annotation, biological process: regulation of DNA-templated transcription. The coding region runs from base 1 to 2568 and encodes 855 amino acids. Gene Ontology annotation, cellular component: nucleus. The record is from RefSeq and is a predicted model, not a curated record. Gene Ontology annotation, molecular function: DNA-binding transcription factor activity, RNA polymerase II-specific; zinc ion binding. The transcript is spliced from 3 exons.
AUGAGUGACGAAUGGUUCGGCAAUGCGGCGAAUCCCACCGCCAUGGACCCGUCUCCCUUUGACACUUUCGCUUUCCACUUUUCCCCUCUGCCCGAUGAGGUCCAGAACCCCCUGAUGGCCUCGUCGGAUCCUACCCAUGUCGCCUGCGAGAAUCCUUCCAAUCCGAGCUUCUCUCACCAUCACCCCAUGGAUGCCUCCCUGGCCCUCUCCAUGUCCACUUUGCCGCCCACGUUGAAGACCCAGCCCGAUCGUCGUAGGUCAAGUUUGUGCCUCUCCGAGACGGACGAUGGAGUCCCCGACAGUUCGCCCGCGAGCAACUCUCAAUUCGAUCCUCUCUCCGAUGAGUUUGACCUCCACGACUACCGUCGCGCCGAUCGCAUCCAUCUCGCCGGUAAGAAAGUCGACAAUUCUGAUGUUCCGCCAGCCUGGACCGAACUCAAGACCAAGGCCGGCAAGGAGCGUAAGCGCCUGCCGCUCGCUUGCAUCGCUUGUCGUCGCAAGAAGAUUCGCUGCUCCGGCGAAAAGCCGACUUGCAAGCACUGUCUGCGGUCUCGGACAGUAUGCGUCUACAAGGUGACGUCCCGCAAACCCGACCGUCGCCCAGACCACGCGACCUUGCUCGACAAGCGCCUCAAACGAAAUGAGGAGUCCGCCAUCGAGGCCAUCCCCGAGGCAGACCAGGACGACCCGUCUACCAUGGCGUGCGCUGUCGUCAAGCCGUCGAUUCCGACCUCGAGCGCAGCCGACGAAUCCUUGCCCAAGAAGCGCCGUGAGGUGGAGGCCUUCGGUCCAAGCUCCGAAGCCUGGGCCAAGGUCCCUUGCAAGUCAAUGGUCACUGGAGGGCAAGACGAAGGAUCGCUCCCCGAUGACCAGCAAGAGGAUGAGGAACGCAAACUCUCCGACGAAGGAAAAGAGGCUCUGCCAUCCGAGGGCGUCCAGGAACACCUCGCCGAAGUCUUUUUCGAUAAUCUAUACGGUCAAGCGUACCACCUGCUCCACAAACCAACCUUCAUGCGCAAGUUAAAUGGACGGCGAGCCGCAACGGAGAAUGGCGGGCGGUCUACGGCCGAGCCCAGGGACAACAUGGACGCCGCCGCUUAUACUAUUCGCUCCAUUGCCACUUGGGGUCGUCUCGUGGCCCAUGUCAACGAGGAAGGGAGAGAGACGGAUCCUCAUCCCAUCUGGAGCCCCGAGUCCCGCUAUGCGACUCUCGAGCAGGGCAUCGAUGACUUCGUCGCCGGCUUGCCUCCCCGGUUCCAAUACUCUGCCAAGAAUUUGGAUCUCGAAGUGGGCGAGAAGACGAGUCAUGAGGGGCUCGAGGUACCAAAGGACUUUCUGUCGCGCGUUAGGGCGCGCACUUUCACGGCCGCCAACCGAGUGUCGGACAUUCUCCGGGAUGCGGAAGAAUCCCGCUGCAGCGUUCCAGCACCAUUCGCGGGAUACUGUGCCUUCUCUUCCACGGCCGUCCACAUCUCCAACAUCUUCACGGGAAAUCCGGCCUCAAGGGCCACGGCGGAGGCCAAUGUCGACGUCAACAUGAGAUUCCUGCGAAAAAUGAUCAAGUUCUGGGGCAUUUUUCACUGGAUGGUGCAUGACAUUCGAUCUCGGUAUCGAAAUGCCAUGAGUGCAUCCCGCUCGGGCGGAGCGGCAGGCGACGAUCCCACAACUUCUGCCAUGAUCCAAUACAGUGACUGGUUUGACAGGUACCCCCACGGGCUCAUGGAUUCCGACUUUUCAGAAAUGGGUAUGCAGACGGAGGAGGAGAGUGGUGCAGAUGGUGUUGCCGACGAACAGUGCAACCCGUUGUCAGUUGACGAGUUCUCCACCAUAAUCUCGCCGUCACAUUGCCUGGAGGGUCGAGACGAGCACCGGAUGGGUGCGUCGAGAAAGAAGCAAGUAUAUAGGAAGUUGAACGAGGUGCCAACGACGUGCAUCGGCAGGCGUCAUAGUUCUGGCCAAGUGGGAGUUCGGCCACCACCAACAAGGAAAUCAUGGUCGUCUUCGAAACGAGGACUGUCGAAUAGGCCAGGACCGGCCAACUUCAGCCCUCUGGCUGCAAAGCCCCAGUUCCCAUUCCAGUCGCCAAUCAGCCCUAUACAAGCCAGUCACAGCCUCUAUCCACAAGGGCAGUUGAACCGGAGCCACUUUCUGCCCAAUGAACUGCCGUUUGUGGAUGUCACCCGGCAGCCCAAUGGUCAUGCUCCAUCCCUCCAUCGACAGCUCUCCUUUGAUAGUCUGGUGAUGAAUCCUGCUGGUAUUCCGAACACCAUGGACUACGACAUGGACGCGUGGAGUGGUUUGCCCGGCAAACGAGGCACCGGUGAGGGACAGCAGAUCAAGAUGGAGCCAGAUGAGCACCGCUCCCUGCGGGGGGCUGGUGACAUGGUGCCGGGUGAACGUGAUGUGUUCGACGGACAGAACCCAGGCGGUUGGACCGUGCCGUUCGAAAUGAAUAAUUCGGCAGCAGACCAGAGCAUGGGCAUCGGGGGCACUAUUCUCGACCCCUUCAACAAUAUCGCCUGUGGUGGGCUGAUGAUGACACCGAGCCAGCUGGACUGGAAGCCAUGA